AAAAAAACAUCAACCUUCGUACCAGAGAAUUCUUGGCAACAUUGUGCUCCGAAGCAGCACUUGACGAAAGACUAACCUUCUUCGUCGGGCGAGCAGCAGCCGGCCGUCAGUACCGGUGAGCAUUCCGUCGGGAAAGGACAUUCGCUGCUCUAGCGGAACCACUGAAGUCACGCGUUCCUAGUUUCAGUUGUGCGAAAAUCUUCGCUCGCGUUAGAUUGCAUCACCCGCUCAGCUGGGUCACCGCGACACAGGACUCACAGUCAGUGCAGUGGGUGGUGAUAGGGUGGUUGGUUAGGCUGGCUGGGUGAUUGCCGCCACCGACCGAUGCCGUACAACGCUGUUGAUCAAAAUACACGGUGCGAUUGGGAUUUCAUUCAGUUUUUCUUCAGACUCCGGCGAGAGCAGUUCGAUUUUUACGAAGAAGCAGUGUCGAAUAUCGCUACAUUGGCGACGGGAUUUCGAGUUUAUCGUUGGAGCUUUGUAAGUGAUGAGGCCGGCUUUAAGAUUUUAAACAAUCUGCUGGGAUAUCUUUUACACGCGGUUCGUUGAAGACGAAGAAAACUUAAAGUGUUGGAUAUCAACGGAUCACCUGCACGGAUGAGAAGAUGUAAAGAGGAAAGUGUGUGGCUUAGGGGAUGAGUUCACAUCCGGAGAAGGAAAAGGAUCACGAAGAGGAUAUCGGUUCCAUUUGUGGGAGAAUUUUAUUUAAGUGCCAGAUGGAAUCCGUGCUAUUACAGCGUUGAUUUUUUCUCAAUAUGUGUAUAAUUCGGGAGUUUGAAUUUAGUGCUUUCAAUCGCGGUCGGCAGUGAAUGAGAAAGGCGGAAGAUUCACCUUCCAGUGAUGCUACCCUAGCAGCGGUUGAUAAAGCCAUCAAGGUGAAAGUUAUAAUUCAUCCCGCUGAAGUCAGUGUUAAUGAAUGUUCGUGGGAGCGAAAUUCAAUUAACUUUUAAACUCGGCACAAGAUAGAUAGAGUGCGGAUUUUUUUUCAGUUCAGCGAAAAUAACGAAACAUUACAAGGCAGCGGAUAUCAAGCAGAGCCCAUCUUCCGACGCGACUGAAAAUCGGAUAUGUGCCGUUGCGUAUGCACCUAAUGCGCUGUGGUGCACUCAGCUGGCUAGAAGCGCAUGGGAGUAAAAUGCCUAGCCUCUGUGUCUGUGAAGAAUAAAGUGUUUUUACGGUUCUUGUAGCAGGUGUUCCUACUACCUACAACAUAGUGGAAUUGCUAUCAAGACUGCUUUGUUUUAAUUGAAACAAAAAAAAACAAGCAUUGAAGCUGUGGGUAGCGCCCCACUUACGGAGAAGUGAAAGAAACUGCAGUUGAAAGUUGUGUUAAUUGUGGCUGUGAAUCGUACCAUAAGGCCGGAACUUUUCAGCUCGAGAGGAAUAUACUUAACUUCGAAGAACUGAGACUUUUUCUCGGCAAGCGUCAGCCAGCAAAACUGCAAUCUAAACAGUCCGCAGAUUGAGAGGACCGCGCGCUGUUUUGCGGCGUAGCCACCAUGGCGCCCAAAUUGUUGAUGUUGGUCGAUGCAUCAUCGGGUAGGCGUCAGGCGUAAAAUGCUGAGCGUAGACGAGCGAGUGCUGGAAUGGUUGCACUUUAUCUACCACAACGACUCCUCCACCUCCUCCCCGGUCCUGAGCGCGGACGAAUUCCGCCGCCGCCUAUUCUCGAUCCUCGAUUCCAACGUCACCAGCGGCAUGAACGGUUCCAGCAAACUCUAUCGAACGGCGUUCGAGUUCCACAACAUUUCGGAGCACAACAUCACCCAAGAGUACGUUAACGAUUUCCUGGAAAAGCUGUUCCAAUCGUUGAACCGUGUGAACCGCACGACCACCACGAGCACCGACAUCAGCUGGAGUGUCGACGAUGGAGAGCUGGCCAAUUGUAGCUUCUACUGUCGGGGAACGAUGCGGGAUGUGCUGCUGGACUACAAAAUUCUGCAUGGAUACAUUGCUCUGGUGAUAUGCGUUUUCGGAACAAUAGCCAAUAUUUUGAAUGUCAUCGUCCUGACCCGCAAAGAGAUGAGCAAAAUCCCCAUCAACCGCAUCCUGAAGUGGCUCUCCGUGACCGACAUGUUCGUAAUGAUGGAGUACAUCCCGUUUGCCUUCUACAUGUACUCGAUACUGCCAGAUCGACAAGACUAUCCAUAUUCAUGGGCGGUGUACCUUAUGUUUCAUAUGCACUUCACUCAGAUCCUGCACACCAUAUCGAUACUGCUGACUGUGAUGUUGGCCGUGUGGAGAUACAUAGCUAUCAAACACCCGCACGGUUCAUUGGCCAUCUACGCUCAAUCUAAUUACAGUUAUGCAAUUCUCCUCUGCUACAUCCUGGCGCCGAUCCUGUGCAUGCCAACGUACUUCGUCUUCACGAUACGGCAGACGCAUGUCUUCGAACACGAUGCCCACGUGCUCCUGUACCACUUGGAUGCCGACGAGAACACUUCGGUCUACCGGUAUAACUUUUGGAUUCACUCGGUCAUCAUCAAGCUGCUGCCCUGCGCUAUCCUGACGGUAAUCAGCUGCGUCCUGAUCAGCGUCCUGUGGAAGGCGAGCAAACGACGGCUGAAGCUGAAACAGGGCGGCAACUACGGCAACAAAAAUGGUGCGGGCCCGGCCGGAAUUUCCACUCCGAGCGGGGACACCAGCCAUAAUAACGUCGCAACCAGCAUGACGGCGCCCUCGUCGACGACGACGGCAGCGCAGAGCAACGGUAGCAGGCACCCCAAAACGGAUCGCCGAGCGGACCGGACCACCACUCUGCUGGUGGCCGUGCUGCUACUGUUUCUGCUCACCGAGUUUCCCCAGGGGAUCCUCGGGCUGCUCAGUGGCAUCUUGGAGAAGUGCUUCUUCAAGCGCUGCUACGCCCUGUUCGGCGAAGUGAUGGACCUGCUUGCCUUAAUCAACGCCGCCAUCGGUUUCGUGCUGUACGGCUUAAUGUCGAAACAGUUCCGCACUAGUUUUAAGUCGGUUUUUUGCAAAACUCCAACCCAUAGGGUCGAGAUGACGAGAAUGACCGGGCUCACCACCACCUGUGUCUGAUGCGAUCGGAUCGGGAUCGGGGAUGGUGCGCCGGAUCGUUCAGCUGGGGGAUUCUAGCACGAAUUUAGACACUCUUUCACUCUUAUCAAUUUGGAUAUCGCAUCACUGUUUCAAUUUAGCACACCGUUCGUUACAUAAACCAAUAGCCAUUUAGCUGUUUCAGACCGGUAGAAGUCAUUUCGUAGCACAUACAACACACAUAAAAAAAAAUGGACAACGGAAAUCGAGAGCUAAAUUUUGACUAGAAUCGAAUGUCCCAAGAUUUUCGCUUGGGUUGGAGUUGUGAUUAAAAGGAAUUUACUGUGUAAAUACAAUCACUGAGCUUCUGGAUAGUGAGAGAAUAUCCACAGACCAACAGAUGUACGUAAUUAUGUAGUUAUAAUUCAUUGCGUUAAAUCGUUAUUUAGGGAAGCGAGACUUUUGGCAUAAACACAAUAGGCAUAAUUUACAUUAGGCAUAAUGGAAGACUGGUAUGAUGCUCGUUAGGCAUAAUGGACGAAAGGCAUAAUUUGCUUUUUUGUCAAAGAUUCUAUGGUAUUGUAGUAAUUUAUGUCAUUUUCAUUGCGUUUUGAAAUCAGAAGCCAAUUAUCUCUUUUUCAAUAUUAUGACUUUCUUCAAGUUAUUGUAACAGUUUACAUAAGUAAUACUCGUAUUAUUUUCAUCAUAUAUCA
Messenger RNA from Aedes albopictus (Asian tiger mosquito), 3710 nucleotides. RefSeq names its product G-protein coupled receptor dmsr-1. Lineage: Eukaryota; Metazoa; Arthropoda; Insecta; Diptera; Culicidae. The coding region runs from base 1528 to 3039 and encodes 503 amino acids. Gene Ontology annotation, molecular function: G protein-coupled peptide receptor activity. Gene Ontology annotation, biological process: G protein-coupled receptor signaling pathway. The transcript has 9 exons. The record is from RefSeq and is a predicted model, not a curated record. Gene Ontology annotation, cellular component: plasma membrane.